AUCAGAAGGUACAUCCCCGACAGUUGCUGUCAAACACAGAUGUCUGAGAACCUGACAAAAUGUACAGGACUGGACUACCCCAAGCUGUCACCAGCAGUCGGGCCUCCCGUUGUGGACAUUAACUUCAACGACCAGAUGUUUACAGAGGGUUGCUACACGAAGUUUUUUGCUUUCCUCGCUAGUAACGCCCGGAUACUUGGUGGGGUCGGCGUAGGUGUUGCCGCGUUGAUGGUCCUAGGGAUGACGUUUGCCCUGUGUCUGUGCCGCCGGAUAAAGGAUGACUAUUAUUUUGACUGACAUUAGACAACCAUCACUUUGAACCACACGGACCGCGCACCUUGCACGCAUUGUCAGUUGUCAUGGUUACGAACGUGUCAUUAGUAACGGUUUCAUCAAACUUGAGAAUCAAGUCAUUUGUUUCAUUACAGUGUAGACAGUCGAGCAGAAUAUAUUGAAGAAUAUCAUCUCCACACAUCCAGGGCAGACCGUGACAGUUGACGAUAUAGUAAUAUAUAGACUCAUCGAAAACAGUUUUAACGAAAACAGUAUUCUACAGAAACAAAUUGAUAGAGAAUAUGGAAUUUGGGGAGUUAAUGAACGCAGUAUGUUUUGUGUGUUAUGUCUCUUUCCUGUAGUAAAAUAUAUGUACUUUAUAAAAA
Molecule: messenger RNA, 659 nt
Organism: Haliotis rubra (blacklip abalone)
Lineage: Eukaryota; Metazoa; Mollusca; Gastropoda; Lepetellida; Haliotidae
Product: CD82 antigen-like
Exons: 3
Coding region: 40-297 (85 amino acids)
Cellular component (GO): membrane
Source: RefSeq, a predicted model, not a curated record